Molecule: messenger RNA, 1456 nt
Organism: Rubroshorea leprosula
Lineage: Eukaryota; Viridiplantae; Streptophyta; Magnoliopsida; Malvales; Dipterocarpaceae
Source: the annotation of a GenBank genome assembly
GUGGUUUUUGCCGCGACAGGUGACCGCCAUGGCAGCAACAAAGAAGCUCUCAUCUCUAUUCCCUUUGUUUUCUCUCCUCUGCUUCAUCUCCAUCUUCUUCCUUCUCUCACUCUCCAGAAGAGCAUCCAUUUCCUCACCUCUAAAACAAUCCCGAGUCUUCCAAAUUGCCAGCAACGGUAGCUAUGGUGUUAACAAUGUUGGUUCAGGCUCUGGAUGCGACUACUCCGACGGGUCGUGGAUCUACGACCCAGAUGCCAGAUUCGAGAGGUACGAUAGCAGCUGCAAGGAGAUAUUCAAAGGAUGGAACUGUGGAUUGAACAACAAAUCCAACGCUAAAGAGAUCGUCAAGUGGCGCUGGAUCCCCAGAAACUGCCCUCUCCCGCAAUUGGAUCCGCUCAAGUUUCUCGAGACCUAUAGAGAUACUAACAUUGGUAUUCUCUCACCUGGGCCUUAUUUGGUUUCUGGGAAAUUUGGGAAAGCAGGGACCUUACGAAUGUUUAGCAGUGCAGGGUUCAUUGGCGAUUCCUUGAAUAGGAAUAUGUUUGUUUCUUUAUUCUGCACUCUGAAACGGGUGUCGAGUGAAGUGAAGAAGUGGCGUCCUGCUGGGGCUGAUCGGGGGUUUACGUUUCUUCAGUAUAAUCUCACCAUUGCAUAUCAUCGAACCAAUCUUUUGGUCCGUUACGGUAGGUGGUCAGCUAGUGAUAGUGGUGGAGAGUUAGAAACUCUUGGAUUCAAAGAGGGUUAUAGAGUUGAUGUUGAUGUUCCAGAGGGCACAUGGGCAAAAGCUCCAAGCUUCCAUGAUAUUGUAAUCUUCAACACAGGACACUGGUGGUUUGCUCCUUCAAAAUUUGAUCCUGUGAAGUUCCCCAUGCUUUUCUUUGAAAAUAAUCUCCCGGUGAUCCCUCCCAUACCUCCUGAUGUUGGUCUGGUGAUGGCUUUGAAGAACAUGAUACUGUUUGCGGAGAGAGGCUCAAGACCAGGGACAAUUAAAUUUUUUCGCACACAAUCACCUAGGCAUUUUGAAGGAGGUGACUGGAACCAAGGUGGUUCUUGCCAACGGUUACAACCUAUGUUGCCAGAGCAAGUUGAAGAACUCUUCUCAUUAAAGAAUAACGGGACAAAUGUGGAGGCACGCAUGGUGAAUCAACACCUAUUCCAGGCCCUUGUGGAGUCUAAUUUCUAUGUUUUAGACAUCACCCGCAUGAGUGAGUUCAGAGCAGAUGCCCAUCCGGCCACUGCUGGUGGAAAGGAACACGACGAUUGCAUGCACUGGUGCCUACCAGGAAUUACAGAUACUUGGAAUGACUUGUUUGUAACCCAUUUGAAUGAUAUCAAGAUUAGAAAUUGAUACACCACUAAUGAUAUCCUUCAUGAGAAUGUAUUCUCCCACUGUUUUGAAGCCAUUUGUCUCAAUCUAUUAGAAACUGUAUUCUACCAUUAAAAUUUUAGACUCCCU